AUGAAAACGAAAGCAGCGGCUGCGUCAAAGACCCAGCGGUCCAUCACGUCGUUCUUUAGCGGAGCCACAGUGUCAACGUCAGAGCAGUCGAAGCGCAAAGCUGCUGAGGCGGAUGUCAACGUCGAGGAAGCCGCGAAGCCUGUGGCCGAGCUCGUGAAAAAACGCAAAGUCGACUUUGGUGGGGAAAAAGAUGCGAAGACCGGUAGCAACGACGUGAAAGGAGGUGCGAACUGCGACGAUAGCGAUGUGAACGGCGAUGAAAGAGAUGUACUGGGCGAUGCCCCAGGAGGUGCAAAGGACGAUGAAGAAGGUGUGAAUGGUGAACCAGACUGUUUGGAUGAUAAAAAGGAAGGUUUACACGACGAGAAAGAGAUUGGGACAGCAGAAGAGCGGGACGACAGAGUGGCCGGCAAAAGCACGACAAAACCUGGCCGCCGUCGUCUUCGACAACAGGACGUCAAGGACGAGGACGAAGAUAGCGACGUGGAUGUGCCACUGAGUGUGGUGGAUUCAAGGCGAGAGGUCGAUGAGGUGAUUGACAUGACGACGUCACCAGCGGCUUCCGAAACAGUCAGAGCCUGUAAAAAGACAUCGUUGACAACAUCCAUGAAGUCCGCGAAGGCGGAGAACAAAAAGGAAACGAAUGAGAAGAAGGAGAAGAAGGAGAAGAAGGAUAAAGAAGGGAAAGUGGAGACAAAGGCAAAAGAAGCAGUGGCGAUGCUUCGUCCAGCGAAGAAAGAGACGCACGAGGUAGUGGAUGAUGAUGACUCGCACGAUGUUGGAUCUGCGGAAGGAGCGAAAAAGGUUGGAGGAGCGAAGAAGACUGCAACGUCAUCGAAGGCUGCUGUCCGUACUGCUGUCCCGAGCAAGACGUGCGAUGUUGAAGUAGAUGCAAGCACUGACAAGAAGAGCUUGGCGAAUAUGCAUGGGGACGGUAAAGAAACGAAAGCAGAGAGCGGCAAAUGGCGCGAGACUCCGUACUCUGCUUUAGCACAUCUGUUUGCCAAGAUCGAAGAGGUUUCCGGCCGUCUCGUUAUCCAGGAUCUGCUGACGGCAUUCUUCCGCGAUGUCAUUAGCCAUGCUCCGGAUGAUUUGCUGGCUUGCAUUUAUCUGUGCGUGUGCGUGAACCUGGCGCCGCCUUUCGAAAACCUAAAAAUUGGUAUUGGCGAUGCCAUUCUGAUGAAAGCUAUCGGCGAGGCCACAGGCGCCAAUGCAAAGUUCAUCAAGGAGAUGUACCACAAGGAGGGCGAUCUUGGUAAGGUUGCACAGAACGCGCGCUCAAAGCAGAAGACGCUGUCAUUUGCGUCCCUCACACCGGCUACAUCCAAAGGUAGCGGCCUCACCGUAUCUUAUGUGUACAACCAGUUCGUCAAGAUUGCAAAAAUGACUGGAAACAAUUCUCAACAGCAAAAGUGCUCAAUUAUAAAGGGAUUGCUGGUAAAGUGUGAGAAGGAAAAAAAGUCGCAAGGCGAGGAUGGACAGUCUGCCGAAGGAGCCAAGUACAUCAUCCGUGGACUCCAGGGUAAGCUGCGUAUCGGACUGGCCGAAAAGUCGAUCUUGAUGGGGUUGACGUACGCGUUCAUGACGGGCAAGGAUUACAAGGACAAAGACAAGCAGCAGGAGGCUCUAGCUUUUGUCAAGAAAUCCUUUGCAGAAUGUCCAAGCUACAACGCAUUGGUGGCGGCGUUCUACGUUGUUCAGAAAGAGGUUCCUUCUGCUCUUUACCUUCGCGUGAAGGACUUUGCGCUGGUUGCCGACAAGUGUGUACUGACACCAGGCACGCCCGUGUCUCCCAUGCUCGCUCGUCCAACCAAGGCGUAUGCGAUGGUGUUCGAUCGCUUCGAAGGCAAGCCGUUCACAUGCGAAUACAAGUACGACGGUGAACGCGCACAGAUACACAUACUACCGAGCGGAAAGAUGGCCAUAUUCUCGCGCAACUUCGAAAACUCUACAGAGCGAUUCCCUGACGUCGAGUUGGCCGUUUCGAUGGCUGCUAAGAAAGGCGUUGUCAAAAGCUGUAUCGUUGACGCAGAGGUGGUUGCUGUUGAUCGUGCUACGAACAAGCGUCUACCCUUCCAGAUUCUAAGUACGCGUUCUCGCAAGAACGUAAAAGUGGAAGACAUCAAGGUUCCUGUGUGUGUUUACGCAUUUGACUUACUGUUUCUCAAUGGCGAAUCGCUCCUCGGCGCACCGCUGGCCAAACGCCGAGAGAAAAUGCGCGAAAUCUUUGGAGUUAGUCCCGGCACGUUUGAAUUUGCUACGUCGUUCGAUGUUAAAGAUGGUGUUGAUGCAAAAGACAACUCCGAGGCAAUGGAAGAAGCUGUGGAUAAGGUCCGCAAUUUCCUGGAGGAGGCCGUGCGUGAAAAUUGUGAAGGCUUGAUGGUGAAGACUCUUGAAAAAGAAGCAACAUACGAGCCUGCAAACCGUUCGCACAAAUGGCUAAAACUGAAGAAGGACUAUCUCGAUGGCAUCGGUGACUCAACCGAUCUCGUUCCGAUUGGUGCGUUCCAUGGACGUGGCAAGCGCACUGGUGUGUACGGAGCGUAUCUGCUGGCAUGCUAUGACCCGGACACUGACAUGUACCAACCCAUUACAAAGCUGGGCACGGGUUUGUCGGAUGAAGUGCUCAAGAAGUUUUACGAUCAGUUGAAGGAGAGGGUUGUGGACAAGCCUCCUAGCGACUAUGCUAUUAGCGACGGCUGUAAGCCUGACGUUUGGCUCGAAGCGAGCUGUGUGUGGGAAAUUCUGGGCGCAGAUCUAUCCAUUUCGCCGAAGUACACGGCAGCCAUCGGCCUGGUUGCCAAGGACAAGGGCAUAUCACUACGCUUCCCUCGCUUCAUCCGUGUUCGUGGUGACAAGGAGACGACUCAGGCGACAAACUCUUCGCAGAUCGCCGAUUUGUACCGAGCCCAGGGUCUUACGAGCGUAACCAACGGUGACGAGGACGAAGACGAUGAUAUGCUGAUCUAG
This is a messenger RNA of Hyaloperonospora brassicae, 2970 nucleotides long. Lineage: Eukaryota; Oomycota; Peronosporomycetes; Peronosporales; Peronosporaceae. The record is from the annotation of a GenBank genome assembly.